CUGGUUCGAUAUCGUCCCCUGUGGUCUUGCAUAACCUUAAAGUUGAUUUACAGAUCUUGCUUUCCAUUAUAGGCUUCCAUGAGGAACCAUUAUCGAGCAAGGCGAGGCUCCAGGUUUCUACUUUCAGAAAUACCCUGAAGACCAUCCAGCCCUUGGGUUUUUCACCUGGAGAUAGAUUUUCGCCCUUGGAUUCGACCAUAUGUUCUCUUGUCCACUGUUUCUCUCACUGUUAACUCUCCUGGCAGCGUCUCUCAUGGCCUGCACAUAUACAACGCAGAUCCCCCUGGUUAAGGUAGCAAGAAGAUGGUCUUUCUCACACUCAGCAGAGUCCAUCAGCAAGCAGGAGUUUGCGGAAACUCUACCCAGAGCAUCAAUUCAGGAUUUAGGUGUCGUUUUGAUGGGAUCUGGAUACGAGGGGGUGGGAUUGCCCGUAUCGAAAGUGAUGGAAUUUUUGUUAUCCCAUCUAUGGAGCAACAUUGCAUCAUCUUCUGAUGAGGAACGUCUAAAGUACUAGUAUUAACUAGCACCUAUUUAAGACUGCAAGUAGGAAAGAAAGUAAUUGACAUCGGCUGAUUUAUAUUGUAUAUCAGACAGUGAGAGGAGUAAUGUAAUUCCAAAUUAAAGAGACUCAACCUCAUGAUGGGUUUGUUUUGAUACUUCUUCAUAUAAUCCUGGACAUCAAGUCAAGGAACAAAAUUUCCAUUUGUUUCCUUCAAAAGGGCUAAAGCGUAUCCGUUUCUUAAUAGAUCAUCAUGUAACAGUAGCAGAAUAACGAAAUCCCAGUGUUUUCCAAGAACACCAGAAUAUGGAGAAGUAAAGAACACAACAAA
Molecule: messenger RNA, 830 nt
Organism: Rhododendron vialii
Lineage: Eukaryota; Viridiplantae; Streptophyta; Magnoliopsida; Ericales; Ericaceae
Product: cytochrome c biogenesis protein CCS1, chloroplastic-like
Exons: 4
Coding region: 200-514 (104 amino acids)
Source: RefSeq, a predicted model, not a curated record